AUGGUCAGCCUCCCCACCCCGGACGCCAUAGCCGGCACAACAAUCGCCUUCUCCUUCAUCCUCCUCGGCAACGCAAUCACGCAGUCCUUCAUGGGCGUGCCCGCCCUCCUGAUUGACUUCCCCCGCCCAUCCUCCCCCGAACACCCCCGCGCCGCCCGCCUCUUGGGUCGCCAGUGGCCUGUCUUCUGGCAGGUAGGCAAUGUGUUCUUCCGGCCCAUCUCCACCCUUGGCAUCCUCGGGUAUGGUUACACUGCCUUCUCGGCCUGGAGAUAUGCCUCGGCCAUGGCGGCGGAGAACGGGUGGCAUACCGCGCUCGUGCCUGCGCAUGGGCAGGUGGAGAGGGGGAAUUGGAAGAUUUGGGGGGUUUGCGCGCUGUGUCACUUGGUUACUGUUGUUCAUAGCGCCUUGAACAUGCAGCCGCUGAAUGCGAAGUUGGAGGGUCUGAGUGCGGUAGAGGUGGUGGAUGGGGGGAACAAGAGGACUGAUGGGGUUGUCGAGGGGGCGGGGAGUAAGGGGAAGGGGGGAGUGGAUGUGAGUUUGGCAGAGUAUUAUGCUAGGAGGUGGAUCAAGUUGAACUUGGUGAGGGCGUUGAUGCCGCUUGUGGCGGGGAGUUUGGGGCUGUGGCAGAGUUUGGGGGCGAAGGAGGUGCCGGUGAAGGGGGUCAUUGUGUAG
This is a messenger RNA of Podospora anserina S mat+, 672 nucleotides long. RefSeq lists its product as uncharacterized. The coding region runs from base 1 to 672 and encodes 223 amino acids. The transcript has a single exon. NCBI's taxonomy places the organism in Eukaryota, Fungi, Ascomycota, Sordariomycetes, Sordariales, Podosporaceae. The record is from RefSeq and is a predicted model, not a curated record.